UAACCUUCUCAAGAGGCAUCCCUGGUAGAGAAUUAGGAAUACUGUAAUUAAUUUAAAGAAGUUAAUUAGUGAAUGCAUGAACCCAUAUAUAUUAUUUAAAUCUCCGACCUCACUGUCAAAUUAUAGCCCUAUAUAUAUAAAUGCAUUUAAGCUUCUUGUUGUUUGUAGCUGCAUCUUCUAUAUAUUAAUCCAGUCUUCAUAAUUUUUGUGCCACCAUCUAAUCUCAACUCUCUUUACUUACAUGGAGCUUAAAAAAGAUACAUUUUCCACAAGAAGAUGGUGGGGAAAGGAGACAAAAGCAAUAGUAACAGGAGCAAAUAGAGGGAUUGGAUUAGCAGUUGCAAAGAGAUUAGCAGAAUUAGGAGUGACUGUUAUUCUUACAGCAAGAGAUGCCAAGAAAGGGUUGGAAGCUAUGGAGUUGCUGAGGAGCCAUGGCCUUUCUGAUUUCAUCCAUUUCUCACUCCUUGAUGUUUCUGAUCCUCAUUCCAUUUCUGUCUUUGCUGCUUGGUUCAAGCUCAACUUUGGAGUCCUUGACAUUCUUGUGAAUAAUGCUGCCGUAUCAUUUAAUGGCAUCCAUGAAAACUCAGUAAAACAUGCGGAGACAGUGAUAAAGACGAAUUUCUACGGUCCAAAGUUGUUGACAGAAGCUUUACUGCCUUUCUUCCGAUGCUCAACUUCUAAAAGUCGCAUUUUAAACUUCAGUUCAAGGCUUGGCCUACUCACUAAAGUCGAAAAUCAAAACAUAAGAGCAAUACUAGAAGACGAGGAAAAUCUAAGUGAAGAACGUAUCGAAGGAGUCAUAAAUUUGUUUCUAAAGCAGGUAAAAGAAGGACAAUGGGAGAAGGAAGGUUGGCCAAAAGCAUGGACAGAUUAUGCUGUAUCAAAGCUAGCGUUAAAUGCCUACUCAAAGAUAUUAGCAAGGAGAUUAAGAGAUAAAAACAUUGUUGUAAAUUGCUUUUGCCCAGGAUUUACUCAAACUGGUAUGACUGGUGGCAAAGGUAAUCGUACUGCUGACAUUGUUGCUAAUAUUGCAGCUAAACUUGCUCUUCUUCCACCUUCGGAUCUUCAGACUGGGAAAUUUACAAUGGGGCAAACUCUCUUCCUUCAAUCAAGGUUUUAAGACUUAUUUUACGAUAAUGUUAAACUGUAGAGUGCGUAUAGAGAUGUUUCCCCUUGACGUGAGAACAUAUAAUAAAUCGCGCUUUGAAAAUAUUAAUAUUAUAGGUUAGACAUUAAUUUUUGUUUAGGAAACUAUAUUUGUUAGAGAUUGUAAUUAUUCUUGAGUUACAAGAUAUUACCCCUUUGCCCCCUUAUAUAUAAGAACUAUAGUUAUUUUUCCCGAGCGAUGUCUCGGGUCAGUUAUAAUAAACAAAUAUGUUAUUA
This is a messenger RNA of Beta vulgaris subsp. vulgaris (sugar beet), 1383 nucleotides long. Its product is annotated as (+)-neomenthol dehydrogenase. The transcript is spliced from 4 exons. The coding region runs from base 242 to 1120 and encodes 292 amino acids. Gene Ontology annotation, cellular component: membrane. NCBI's taxonomy places the organism in Eukaryota, Viridiplantae, Streptophyta, Magnoliopsida, Caryophyllales, Amaranthaceae. The record is from RefSeq and is a predicted model, not a curated record.